Molecule: messenger RNA, 1364 nt
Organism: Lactuca saligna
Lineage: Eukaryota; Viridiplantae; Streptophyta; Magnoliopsida; Asterales; Asteraceae
Source: the annotation of a GenBank genome assembly
GUGGAUGGAGAAAAAGUCUCGUUAUCAAAAUUAGCUCAUUUUAGUAAGUUCAGGAGGAGAACAUAAGAUCCCAUUAUAGAUUUUAUUUAAGAUAGAUUUUAGUGAGAUUGUGUUUUUAACUUUGGAUGAUCUUAAAAUCUUAAGAUCAAGAUUGGGAUCUUAACAAUUGUGACUAAAAUUAACUAUAUCUCACACUAAAAAUUAAGAUAUUUUUUAAGAUUUUAAAAAAUAAUUGACUUUUUUUUAAUAGAUUUUAAAAAAUGUAUAUGUUAGGCAAGUGAUUUCUACGGUAGCCAAAAGUUAUGUUAGGCCUGGUGCAGCACAAGAUUCUGUUGUUCUAAAAUGGCAGCAUCGAUCAAGUGAGAAUGCCUUCAAGUUUCUGUAAAUCCAACUGAUUUGAAAUGGCUGGUUCUGCGGACGAAUCAUCAUCACCAUCAGGCGACACAGAAGGUUGCAGUAGUUGUUGGAAUUGGAGGAGGGCAUUAUCAGCUGAAGUAAAGCUGUUCCGAGGAUUUGCGUUUGCUUUUACCCUCGUCUUCACGUUACUCCUCUUCUUGUCCUUCUAUCUCUUCUAUCUUCGCCUCCGCCGUCUUCGCCGCCGUUCACCGCAUUGGUCGGAACCCUCAUCUGUCAACAAUGCGGUAUCCACGGAGCAAGCUGAUUUGGGGCUGAAGAAAGAACUGAGGGAGAUGUUGCCUAUUAUCGUGUUCAAGGAGAGCUUUUCUGUAACUGAUACCCUAUGUUCUGUAUGCCUUGGGGACUACCAAGCAGAUGAUAGGCUGCAACAGAUACCAGUUUGCAAGCAUGUAUUUCAUGUGGAAUGCAUUGAUCACUGGCUUUCAACUCACACCACAUGUCCUCUCUGUCGCCUCUCUCUUCUUGCUUCUUCUCCACCUGUUGCAGAAACAGCUAAUGAUACUUCAUCCACCACUGCAGAAAACAGUAGUGAUGCAGAUGCAUCUCUUCAGAUUGAUAAUUGUGGCCAGUCUUCAGCAGAUGUGGAGCUUGUUACUACACAAUAGUUAACAAGGCAAGAAAAUCUCUAUUUAUAUUCAUAUAGAAUAGCUGUCUUUGAAUAAUAUGUAGUUAGAUUAUUGGGCUUAUAGUAUGUAAUAACUCUUUCCAUAUGGAUACAAAAAUGAAGAGUUCAAGUGGGGAAGUUUAUAUAAGAUAGAAACCCAGAAAGUGAGAGUUGUGAGUUUCUUAUAAGCCUUAAGUCAGGGGUUAACUAUAACUAACAACAUGACCACACUGUGCAACAUUUUGUUUUCUUCAAGAUUAGCUUAGCAUUUUAAUGACAUUAUUUGCUUAUAAUGGGUAUAAAUUAAAAAAAAAAAUUGAAUUAAAGAAAAAUUUCUUUUGGG